AUGUCACAAAUUUUGGAUUUCGAGGCUGUGAAUACUGUGCAGGCGUCCCCGUUCACACCGAGCCUCCUAACACCCGCGCCAUCAACACCGGAGCCGCCUACGCCAGCGGAAGCCCGUGCUGGUCGUCGAGAUGAGGAUCGACUAAAUACAAAGUCAUGGGUGUGGGAAUACGGCUUCGACAUCGAGAAGGACUUGGAGCGGCGAUGGGUGUGCAGACUGUGCAUUGAAAGGAACACGCCAAAGCCCGGCAAUGUCAUUGCAAUAGGCACCCAGAAUGCUGAGCGGCAUCUCUGGGAGCAGCACAAAGUCCAGGAUCCUUCUGGCAAACGUUCUGCACCAGCAUCUCGCAAGAAAUCAAUGACAGGAUACCAGACGAUAACGAAAGCCCUCAAUCUCGAUCUGACGGCGCAGCGAGAGCAAGCAGUUGCGAAUCGCUUCAUCAAGAGCUUUGACAGGAAUGUCUUUCAGCGUCUAGUGGUCGAAUGGAUUGUCGAGAGCAACUUGUCGUUUCGAGAACCCGAGAACAAAAGGCUGCGCACCAUUUUCGAGUACCUCAAUCCAUUCGUUGCAAGCACUGAUGCCCAUGUGGGCCACAAUACAAUCCGCAAGCGUGCAGUUGCCGAGUUUGAAAAACACAAAGGCGAGGUUAUUGAGAUAUUGAGAAAUGCGCCUGGCCUGAUACAUAUUUCCUUCGAUGGCUGGAGAUCGCGGAAUAAGCACGCAUUGUACGGCGUCGCAUGCUUCUUUCGAAGUGAAGAUGGCCAGCCUCGAAAGCUUAUUCUUGGGGUGCCUGAACUUACAGUUCGACACUUUGGAGCCAACAUUGGACACGAGAUCAUCGAAAUACUGGAGUCGUACGAGAUCCCAGACGAGAAAGUUGGGUACUUUAUCCUCGAUAACGCGCCAAACAAUGACACCGCAAUGAAGACUAUUGGAGAGAGAUUUGGCUUUCGCAGCAUGGAACGGCGGGGCCGUUGCUUUGGUCAUGUCAUCAACCUUGUGGUGAGGGCCAUCCUAUUUGGCAAGGAUGUUGAUGCAUUUGAAGGCCGCUUAGGUCAUGGAGAUGUAUCUGCUACGACUGAACAUGAGCUCUGGCGGAAGAAAGGGCCGGUCGGAAAGCUGCACAACCUCGUGGUUGCGAUCCACAGGUCUGAUGUGCUUACCUCUCUUCUCCACAGUAUCCAACAGCUGGAAUUCGCUGCAUCGGAGGAUCCUAGGAUCAGAACUCGGAGACCACUUAGCGUGGUCGUAGACAAUGAAACCCGUUGGCUAUCGCAGUUUUACAUGAUCCGGCGAGCCUUAAAGCUUCGACCGUAUCUCGAGACACUGGUCCUAAAGCACAAGCAGGAGUGGGAAAAGGAAAACACCUCGAAGCGGUCUGGGCGACUCAAGGCAAGUGUGGUCAUGCCUGCCAUAUGUCGCGACGAGAACAAGCUCGACGACAAGGACUGGGCCGUUCUGGACGGCUUGGGCACUAUCCUUCAGAGCUUCGAGGACGCGGUCAAGGCGCUUGAAGGUGACGGAAUUCAGCGAAAGCGCAAAAGCGGGCAUUUGGAGUCCUAUGGUAACGUGUGGGACGUGAUCGUGGGAUACGAAUUCCCGCUGGCUGAACUGGAGAAAGCCAAAGCUAUGGUCAAUCAGUGUCCUGAACCGGAGCACUUCAGCGUCAAUAUUAAUCUUGGCUGGAAGAAACUCGACGAAUACUAUAACAAGCUAGAUGAGACCCCAAUCUAUUACACGUCGCUGGCACUGCACCCCGCUUAUCGGUGGGGCUAUUUUGAGAUGGUGUGGUCUGGGCGGCCGGCAUGGAUUUCCAAGGCAAAAGAUAUGGUACAGUCAGUUUGGGACAGAGAGUACAAGACAUUGGACAUCUCAGUGGUGGAGCAUGGUGAACCAGCUACAAAGCGUCGACAGACACAGUACUACUCUCCAUUCGAACAAUUCAAGGAUGAGGCCCGGAUACGUCCUAGCGAAGAGCGGGACUGA
Molecule: messenger RNA, 1986 nt
Organism: Pochonia chlamydosporia 170
Lineage: Eukaryota; Fungi; Ascomycota; Sordariomycetes; Hypocreales; Clavicipitaceae
Product: restless-like transposase
Exons: 2
Coding region: 1-1986 (661 amino acids)
Source: RefSeq, a predicted model, not a curated record